Messenger RNA from Leptinotarsa decemlineata (Colorado potato beetle), 1010 nucleotides. RefSeq names its product otoferlin. Gene Ontology annotation, biological process: plasma membrane organization. The record is from RefSeq and is a predicted model, not a curated record. Gene Ontology annotation, cellular component: membrane. NCBI's taxonomy places the organism in Eukaryota, Metazoa, Arthropoda, Insecta, Coleoptera, Chrysomelidae.
ACGAAAUCCUUCUUAUCGAGUUAUAUUCACGCAACCGCUUAUUUUCCGAUAAACUCAUCGGUUCUUACCGAAUGGUUUUGCAGAAGGCGGUGAAGGAUGGGAAAUUAUCAAUUUCCGACAGCCUCCUUGAUGCCAAUAAUAAACUUCUUCAAGCAACCGUUGACUUCGAAGUACACUACAUCAUCCCUGACGACUCCAUAGCUGCGUUCGACCUCCUAGAAGACGACCAACAGAUGCUCAUAGACAUCGAACAGAACAUUGCCAAUAUCGAACGUAACUUGGCCACAGGACCUCCAACAACAAUUGCCACUACAUCAGAAAAGAGAGGGAAAACGAUGUCGAGGGCCAGCACAUUAGCUACUGAAAAGGCUGCGAGUCAAGAUAGAAAAAGGGCGACGCUGAAGAACAUGAAGAGUUUCAUAAGGUUUGGAAAACAAAGACCACCAAAAGACAGCGAUAACGAGGAGGAAAACGCCAAUCUAAUCCAGGAAUCAGAUAGAGAUUCGAGGGAGUCGGAAUUCGACCCUUCGUUGUCGAGAGCAGGUAGUCAGGGCUCAAUUAGCUCAAACGAUGGUCAAAUUUCCAGCGCUUUAGCAGAAAGGAAUAAAAGAGCUUCAAGGGUGAAAGCCGAUCUGAAGUCCACAGUCCAAUCUGCACUCAAAGCGCAGGAUUUCCAGGUUUGCCUCACAAUUAUCGAAGCAAGACAACUAACUGGGCUGAAUAUGGAUCCUGUAGUUUGCAUACAAGUCGGAGACCAGAAGAAAUAUACAAGCGUCAAAGAAAGUACCAACUGUCCAUAUUACAAUGAGUAUUUUGUAUUCGACUUCCAUAUGCCUCCAAUAAUGCUGUUCGAUAAAAUCAUCCAUCUAUCGCUACGCACCAUAGCAUUAAACGAUGACUACUUGUGCUUGUGUGAUCUUGAUAUUGGAGAGGCACAUUCGACCAAGGGUGCCUAUGAUCAGGACAACUACUUCAACAGAAAGGUCCGGGUACAACCUGGUAUUUCGUAA